Molecule: messenger RNA, 1122 nt
Organism: Oenanthe melanoleuca
Lineage: Eukaryota; Metazoa; Chordata; Aves; Passeriformes; Muscicapidae
Gene: RTRAF
Product: RNA transcription, translation and transport factor
Exons: 8
Coding region: 177-911 (244 amino acids)
Biological process (GO): tRNA splicing, via endonucleolytic cleavage and ligation
Cellular component (GO): tRNA-splicing ligase complex
Molecular function (GO): RNA binding
Source: RefSeq, a predicted model, not a curated record
ACUGACCAAUCAGCGAGCAGAACGCCGCGCGGGGGGGCGGGCGCUCCCUUCCUUCCGGCCCGGGCUGUGCCGUCGGCGCGGCCUGAACGGGGGAGGCGGCGGCGGCACCGGGACCGGCACCGGGAUCGGGAUCCGGGAUCGGCACCGGGAUCGGGGCCGGCUGCGGUACCGGGACCAUGUUCCGCCGCAAGCUGUCGGCGCUGGACUACCACAACCCAGCCGGCUUCAACUGCAGGGAUGAAACAGAGUUCAGGAAUUUCAUUGUCUGGCUGGAGGACCAGAAAAUCAGACACUACAAGAUCGAGGACAGAGGGAAUCUGAGGAACAUCCACAGUGAGGACUGGCCCAAAUCCUUUGAGAAGUACAUGAAAGAUGUGAACUGUCCCUUCAAAAUACAGGAACGACAGGAGACAGUGGAUUGGCUUCUUGGCUUGGCUGUGAGGCUGGAGUAUGGAGAUAAUGCUGACAAAUACAAGGAUUCCACCCCUGAUGGUGCUAAAAAUGCUGAUAAUACAGCAAAAAAUGCAGAGCCACUGAUUAACCUGGAUGUGAAUAAUCCUGAUUUCAAGGCUGGGGUGAUGGCUUUGGCUAAUCUGCUACAAAUCCAGAGACAUGAUGAUUACUUGGUGAUGCUCAAGGCAAUUCGGAUUCUGGUGCAGGAGCGCCUGACACAGGAUGCCAUAGCCAAAGCCAGCCAGUCCAAGGAGGGUCUGCCUGUUGCUCUGGAAAAGCACAUUCUUGGAUUUGACACGGGAGAUGCUGUUAUCAACGAGGCCGCCCAAAUCCUGCGGCUGCUGCACAUCGAGGAGCUCCGGGAGCUGCAGACCAAAAUCAACGAAGCCAUUGUGGCUGUCCAGGCCAUCAUUGCUGACCCCAAAACUGACCACAGACUGGGCAAAGUGGGGAGAUGAAGGGAGAAAAGCUUUGAGCCCCGUGUGUGCUUAGUGCAAUUAGGAAUCCCAGCUCCCACUGCAGCAUGCACUUGGAUUAAUGUGCCUGUUUGGAGAGAAAACAGGAAAUUGAAUCCUGACUUCUGAUGAAUUACCAGGUUUUUUCUUUAAAUAAAUGAAAUUGAGGGAAACAGGUAAAUGGUUCUGGUGAGCUCUGAGUUGCUAAAUAGGA